Messenger RNA from Kickxella alabastrina, 984 nucleotides. RefSeq lists its product as uncharacterized. Bases 55 to 843 code for a protein of 262 amino acids. The transcript has 2 exons. The record is from RefSeq and is a predicted model, not a curated record. Lineage: Eukaryota; Fungi; Kickxellomycota; Kickxellomycetes; Kickxellales; Kickxellaceae.
UAUAAGAGCUAAAUCAUAUCAAAUAAUAAAUAAAUGCAUUUUGUAAUCUGACACAUGGCUGCGACUCCCAUGCACUCGUCGCCGCACAUUUGUGUAUAUAUUUACGCCCUUUCCGCCAUCACUAAGCCACUGCAUCUUGCGCUCCUGGCAGUGUCAGUGGUAUUUUGCAUCUUGCCGAUUGCAUCAGUAACAGCAGCAGCAAAGUCCGACAUUGCAGCGAUCAUUCUUCCUCUCUCGUCGACUGUCUGGGUGCCAGGCGAGCAAGGCCAAAUCACCUACCGUCUUGCUGGAUCGCCCGGCGGCCAGUCCUUUGAGAUUGACCUGAUGUCUGGAGACGCCGACAAUGCCCAGCUUGUCCAUGUAUUUGAAACCCCGGCCACCCCCAAGUCCUCCGGCAUCAAUUCUGUCACUGUUGACGUGCCAAAGUCCAUUCCAGAGGGCAAAUACGGCCUGCGGCUGGGUCUUGCUGACGGAACAGUCUGGAAGUACUCGCAGAUCUUUACUGUCAGCAAGAAUGGCCCUGUCCCAAGCAAGGCCACCACGAAGGACAACGACAAUGAUAAGCCCGAAAAGUCCUCUUCCGGCGCUUCCGCGAGCAAGAGCAGCGAUGACGAGGAUAGCUCGGAGACUGAUAGCGAUGCUGUGGAGACUCCCAAGGACUCUGUGACCCAUUCCAACACCCAGGGCAUGAUGACCAGCGGAAAUGAGAAAGGCAGACCGGCUAGCCGCCCAGUCCAGGUCCAGUCCAAGUCUGCUGCUGACACGCUCAGAUUGCCUGUCCGCGGCGUUCUGCCGAUGACAGCUGCAGUCCUUGCGAUCGCUCUGAACGGCCUGCUCGCCUGAUCGCAAUCACGUUUUUUUAUUUUUACAUUGAGCACAGAACACCUUGGCAUUCAUAUUUCUGCCGGCACUCAGGCAUAUUCUGCAUCAUCCACAAAUCAGCAUUUAUCUCUCAAACAAUAUUUUUUAGUUUCCGUACUACAU